ACCUGCCUGUCCGCUCAGAGCCGAGAGGAGGAGCUUGUGGGGCGUGGGAUUCCAGACAAAGAAGACAAAUGCACACUAACAGCACAUACGACUGGAGCAAAAACGGACAGCUGGAAUCAAUCUUCAAUUCUUUGGACUACUCCCCCCCCCCCUAACUAACAAACUUGUCAAAAAAGUGGGAGUUGGUGUGAAUCCAUAGGGUUGCUGACAUAUGUUGCCUUAACCGUGUGGAAAAGUGUGUGUGUUGGCAUGUUUGGGAUGGCAAAGUGGGGCUGGCUCGACCAACAGCUCCGCUCUUAGCUUUGCGCCAUGGGGGGUUGCCAUAGUUACCCCACGGAGACCAAAGCAGACGGAAAAGCUCCUCCCGACGUCAAAAAUGACAAACUAGGUAUUAACAACAAUAACCUGGAGGAGCGUCCGUACCUCCAGCAGGAGUACGUGUGCCAGCACAUCACUCACUUGGACAUGUGCGCCCUCACGGCGCUGCCGCCUGGCAUGGAUAAGGCCGAGUGGCUGGCCAGCAACACUGUAGCAUUUUUCAAACACAUAAACCUGUUCUCCAGCGCGCUGUCCGAGUUCUGCACGCCCAGCACCUGCCCGACUGCCUGUGGACCAGGCGACACAGUUUAUGUUUGGACUGACGACCACGGCAGGAAGCUGAAGUGCUCCGCUCCACUUUACUUUGACUACGCCAUGUCCUACAUUCAGGACCUACUAACUGAUGAAGAUGUGUUCCCUACAAAAGCAGGCUCAGUGUUCCCCACAGGCUUCAUCUUUCUGGUCCAGAAGGUGUUUUUGCUGCUGUUCAGGACUCUGGCCCACAUUUACUGGUCUCACUACCGGCAGACGCUGGCACUGGGCCUCCACCCACACCUAAACACACUUUUCACACACCUGGCCCUCUUCUGCCGGCAGCACGCGCUCCUGGAUGCGGAGGACACGGAGCCGCUGCGGGACCUCAUUAAGGCUCUGGGACUGCAAGGAUGAGACAGGAAACAUUGGCCGGUUACAGCUGGAUAAGAAGUUUUGUGAAAUGUUCACCCACAUCAGGCUUCAGUCGUGUAUAGAUUUUUAUUUUUAAUGACUUUGUCAUAAAUUGUGUAUUUUUUACCAUGACAAUGCAUAACUAUGUACUGAUACAGACAUUGCUGGUCCUUUAAGUAUUCUACAUUUGUAUUUUAAACACCCAUAAUCUUCUGGUUGCCACCUCUCAACUGACAUAACUGGUGGUCCAGUAGCAAGUAUUAACUGUGCCAUCAUCUAUAACAUAUACAACCACCAUAAGAAGUAUGACAACAUUAAGACUGCAUGAUUACAAUCUCCUCUCAACUAUUAUAUAUGAAACUACUCAACUUGUGUGUACUCUGUGCCAUAAACCUGUGCCUGGAAAAUAAAAGUGGCAAAAAUGUUACAGAUGA
Messenger RNA from Nerophis ophidion (straightnose pipefish), 1418 nucleotides. Its product is annotated as MOB kinase activator 2. Gene Ontology annotation, cellular component: cytoplasm; nucleus. Gene Ontology annotation, molecular function: protein kinase activator activity. NCBI's taxonomy places the organism in Eukaryota, Metazoa, Chordata, Actinopteri, Syngnathiformes, Syngnathidae. Gene Ontology annotation, biological process: positive regulation of protein phosphorylation; signal transduction. The transcript has 5 exons. The record is from RefSeq and is a predicted model, not a curated record. Bases 310 to 987 code for a protein of 225 amino acids.